AGUAAUGGAAAACUCCGCACCAAAACACGUAACUCAAAAGACAAUUUUUCUUUUCCCUGUUUUCUGCAUUAACCGAUUGAUUUUUUCAAAUAAAAAUUCAAUAAAUCCGAUCCAUGCAACCGUCUCUUCUUCAUCAAAUUCAAAUCUUAGGUUUAAUUCAAAAAGAAAAAAUAAUUUUGAGAGAAUUUAAGAAAAUCUCUCCUUAUGAGCUCUCUAAAUCGUAAACAACAGCAGAAGCAGCAGCUCCAUUGCUCUUCUUCUUCGUCAUCGAGCAGUCUUUUUAGUCACUUUAUUGCUGGAAUUUUGUUAUAUAUUCUUUAUCACUCUUCUCAGUUAAUCUCUAAUUUUCCUAUUCCUAUACACCUCUAAACGCAUCGUUUUUCUUACUCUCUUUCUAAACAAACAAGCAUUCGCGAGCGAUCAGUGAUUUUUUGAAGAAUAAUUCGAAGAUUUGGCUGAUUCUGUGUUUUUUUUUUUCAAAAAUGGAGAAUCUGAUUGAUAACGUAGGCACUUUUCCUUCACAAGUUGAGAGGCAAAACAGUUCAAUUCCUACUGUCAUCGUGAUUGGUGGUGGUAUUUCAGGGCUUGCUGCUGCACGAAUGCUGCACGAUGCAUCUUUUAAGGUGAUCUUGCUGGAAUCACGGGAUAGACUCGGUGGCCGCAUUCAUACUGACUAUUCAUUUGGCUAUCCAGUGGAUUUAGGAGCAUCCUGGCUACAUGGUGUUUGCAAUGAGAAUCCUUUGGCUCCGCUGAUACGAGGUCUGGGGCUUAAAUUAUACCGUACUAGUGGUGACAACUCUGUAUUGUAUGACCAUGAUCUGGAGAGUUAUACCCUUUUUGACAAGGAAGGACGUCAAGUUCCACAACAGAUGGUCAUUGAAGUUGGAGAUACAUUCAAAAGAAUUCUCGAGGAGACUGAGAAAGUAAGAGAUGAACACACUGAUGACAUGUCUGUUCUUCAAGCAAUUUGGAUUGUGCUAGAUAAGCAUCCAGAAUUAAGGCAAGAAGGACUUGCAUAUGAAGUGCUGCAAUGGUACAUCCGUAGAAUGGAAGCGUGGUUUGCAGCAGAUGCUGAUAUGAUAUCACUGAAAUCUUGGGAUCAGGAGCAAGUUCUUUCCGGAGGUCAUGGUCUUAUGGUGCAAGGUUAUGACCCUAUAAUAAAGGCUCUUGCAAAAGAUAUUGAUAUACAGUUGAAUCACAGGGUUACAAAAAUAUCCAACGGGCCUAAUAAGGUGAUGGUCACAGUAGAGGAUGGGACAGGCUUUAUUGCUGAUGCAGCUAUCAUUACAGUACCCCUUGGGAUUCUCAAGGCCAACUUAAUUCAUUUUGAGCCAAAGCUGCCACAGUGGAAGGUUGAUGCAAUUUCGGAUCUUGGUUUUGGCUGUGAAAACAAGAUUGCAUUGCAAUUUGAUAAAGUAUUUUGGCCAGAUUUGGAACUCUUGGGCAUUGUUGCGCCCACAUCUUAUGCUUGUGGCUAUUUUCUCAAUCUUCACAAGGCAACGGGCCAUCCUGUUCUUGUCUACAUGGCUGCUGGAAGGUUUGCUUACGAUCUUGAGAAGCUAUCUGAUGAAUCUGCUGCAAAAUUUGUGAUGUUGCAGCUGAAGAAAAUGUUUCCUAACGCAACAGAGCCGGUUCAGUAUCUUGUAACACGAUGGGGAACAGACCCGAACUCACUUGGUUGUUACUCUUAUGAUCUGGUUGGAAAGCCUGAAGAUUCAUACGAGAGACUCCGCGCACCCUUGGGCAAUCUCUUCUUUGGAGGAGAAGCAGUUAGCAUGGAGGACCAUCAAGGAUCUGUGCAUGGAGCAUACUCAGCUGGAAUUAUGGCUGCCGAGAGCUGUCAAAGACACCUAUUAGAGAGACUUGGCUACUUCGAUAAUCUCCACCUAGUCCCUUCUAGAGGUGCAAUCCAUGAUGCUACAUUUCCUCUCCAAAUCUCAAGGAUGUGAAAUAAUUUAUCCACAGGUAAAUAGGCAUCAUUCUCUAUGUUGGUGUUGCUAAACUUGAGAAGCAUAUGUAAUAUGCUGAUAUUUCAUUCUAGUUCCAGAACUUGAACAAGAACUUCUCUACCUUUUAUUAUAUCAUCCUCAACAUUGAGUCUCCA
This is a messenger RNA of Populus trichocarpa (black cottonwood), 2104 nucleotides long. Its product is annotated as probable polyamine oxidase 4. NCBI's taxonomy places the organism in Eukaryota, Viridiplantae, Streptophyta, Magnoliopsida, Malpighiales, Salicaceae. The record is from RefSeq and is a predicted model, not a curated record. Gene Ontology annotation, molecular function: polyamine oxidase activity. The coding region runs from base 483 to 1949 and encodes 488 amino acids. The transcript has 10 exons. Gene Ontology annotation, cellular component: peroxisome. Gene Ontology annotation, biological process: polyamine catabolic process.